Messenger RNA from Peronospora farinosa, 672 nucleotides. Lineage: Eukaryota; Oomycota; Peronosporomycetes; Peronosporales; Peronosporaceae. The record is from the annotation of a GenBank genome assembly.
AUGCCGAUCGUCUAUGCGCUCGUAUCACGUGAGAAGACUGUCCUGGCCGAAUAUACAGCUACAUCUGGUAAUUUUCCCACGGUAACACGUGUUCUUUUAGCUAAAAUUCCACCAUCAGAUGGCCGAAUGUCGUACGUAUAUGAUCGUCACAUUUUCCAUUAUAUCGUCCAAGACGGUAUUACUUAUCUUUGUAUGGCGGACAAUGAGCUGAAGCGACGUGUACCUUUUUUAUUCCUGGACGACAUGAAAAACCGGUUUCAAGCAACAUAUGGUGCACGUACCGUCACGGCCAUUGCAUUUGCCAUGAAUGAGGAAUUUCAACAUGAAAUUCAUCGGUUAAUGGAUUAUUACAAUACGAAUCCCGAUGCUGAUUCGCUCUCACGCGUGAAGCAGCAGAUUGAUGAUGUCAAGGACAUUAUGGUUGAAAAUAUUGACAAAGUACUGGAACGAGGGGAGAAAUUUGAAUUGUUAGUGGAUCGAACCGAUAAACUGAAUCGUCAAUCCGUGAAAUUUGAACGCUCAUCGACGAAUCUCGUAAAGAUGAUGUGGAGACGCAAUCUGAAGCUCUGGAUGCUGCUUGUGAUUACUGGACUUUUUGUCGUGUAUCUCGUCAUUUCGAUGGCUUGUGGAUUUGACUUUAGUGGCUGCUCUGGCAAGCGUGAGAACGAGUGA